Molecule: messenger RNA, 3444 nt
Organism: Alternaria ventricosa
Lineage: Eukaryota; Fungi; Ascomycota; Dothideomycetes; Pleosporales; Pleosporaceae
Exons: 4
Coding region: 1-3444 (1147 amino acids)
Biological process (GO): SREBP signaling pathway
Cellular component (GO): Golgi membrane; endoplasmic reticulum membrane
Molecular function (GO): protein binding; sterol binding
Source: RefSeq, a predicted model, not a curated record
AUGAUCUGGUAUCUUCUCUAUCCGCUGCGUGGUACCACUGAACCACCACGGCUCGACACCUCGCACCCCAUCCGCCGCGCCUUCCAGGCCCACGGCACUGCCACGGCCCGCCAUUGGCUGCUUUCCAUUGUCCUGACCAUCACCGUCUCCGUCCUGCUCUGCUACCAGGCCGUCUUCCAGGCCGACAGCUCCGCCGCCGCUGCCCUCCGCAACCUCCCCAAGCAUGUUUGGACAUCGACCACCGAGGUCGAGGGCGAGCGCCCCGCCGAUGUCGUCGUGCGCCAGGUCUGGGUCCACGGCGACUACAUGAAUGCAAUUGCCCUGCCGGUGCUGCGCGAAGCUAUGCAUGUCCAGGAAGUGCUCAUCAACGGUGGUUUUGACACGCGAGAGAGCGCUGCGUACGGAGACCAGCACAUGCUCCAGCGCGAUGCCCCGGGCUGCCUCGUCGCACCCGCAGGAGAGAAGUGGGGCUGGCACUCGCCGUUGAUGUACUGGGACUGCUCGCUGAGCGCGCUGGAGAAAGACGACAACCUCCUCGAUACCAUCAACGCCCAUAAUCGCAUCCGCUCGGCGCUCAAUGUCACCCUGCGCCCGAGCACCGUCUUUGCCGGCAAGUCCUUCUCGGCUACCAAACUUCGCGCCGCGGAUGCCUUGGUUAUCACGCUGUUCGACCAGACCAACUCGAGCUUGGGAGAUACUUGGGACUCACGGUCGCGCCUUCUGGCUGACAAGCUGGACCCAGACUGGACCAUCUUCCCGCCCGACGGUCAGGUCGGGCGGAGUCGACUCUACGAGUUCCGGUUCAAGCCGAUGACUUUGAACGACGACUUGUUCUUAGCAGCGUCCUACCUGGUGACCGCGGUUUAUGUCAUAUGGAGGAUGAUGCAGCUGCGAGCAGUCAAGAGUUGGUUCGGCCUGCUUGUGACCAUAUGUGCCAAGAUGUCCAUCUGCGUCAUCGCCAGUUUCACACUCUGUACCUAUCUUGGAAUUGAUUUAGCGCGAAUACCCCGCCCAUGGUUUCCCGGAGUUGUUUUUUGUUUUGGAUUGGGAAAUAUAUUUCGUUUGAUUAAUGUCGUCCUCGAGACACCCCCGGAGAUGCCCCCUCACCAGCGAAUCGGAAAUGCGCUUGGUGAAGUCGGUCACCUAUCCCUUGCUAUUGCUUUCCAGAAUUUGGCCCUCUUGUACAUUUGUUCCCGGCUCGUUUCACCCUGGGUAGCCGACUUUUGCGUCUUCGCUGCCGUCACUCUAGUGUUCGACCUUGUUUUCCACUUGACCUUCUUUGUUGCUGUUCUCAGCGUCGAUGUGCAAAGAAUGGAACUCUCAGACUCCCUGGACCGCGCCGAUCUCAAUCAAAACAACAAGAAAGGAUCGGAACGGCAGUCAUGGCUUGGAGCGCUGCUGGAAGGUACCCUACCCCUCAGCACGCGCUUUGCUGGCACAGUCGCGAUCUGUUCCAUUAUUCUCGCUAUCAACUGGCACUUUUUCGACAACGACGGCAAGCAAUUAUCCAUCGAUACGCUUCGCCAAAAUCUCACGAUUAGGAGACGGAGACGCACCCCUGACAGCACAUGGAGCCCACCGCCAAUCAAUCAGGCUAGGACACCCGCUGAUUGGCUUAGGAUUCAGGAUCACAAUACUGCCCGGGAACUAUUUGGUUUCAUCAAGCCGGGUGCUUCAAGCUUCGUAGCCCGUAUCUACGACCCCAUCCUCGUGGUUGCGAAAGGGGCAUACGGGCGCGACCGACCUCAGCCGCCGCUGUCUUUCACCGAUGGCGUCCGCCGCUUUGCGCAAGGACAUGCGUUCCCGGUAGCCUUGCUCGUCGUUACGUUUAUCGCGGCUGUAACAUUAUUUAUGAACUAUCUUCUCUGGACUGGACUUCCGAAAACUUCUGAAGAGACAGAAGAUGACGAAGUCACAUUGUCUAUCAAGACAUUGCCGACGCCGCAGAACCUAGACGUUGUGCAAUUGGCUUCUUGCUCGAGAGGCCAUCUUGCCAGCAUAUCUCUUGACCGGAGCACUGCACUAUGGCUACAUGGCCGCGGAGGGUAUCUGCACACAACGCUGCAAACAGCAACGAUGAAGCCAAAGCUCUGGCCCAUACAUGCUACGGCUAUGGACGAUGGUGGCAACAUCCUUGCGAUCUGUGCAGACACUGGUCAGAUCGGCUUAUGGGAUAUCCCAGCAUCACGGUUCCUUCUGUUUCCCAAGAUCGACAUCCGUGGACAGGCGCCCGUUCUCUUUACCUUUGCCUACCUCAAGACACGUUUAGAUGUCGAAAAGCUCUACCUUAUCAUCAUCACUCCAGACGGACACCUGACCAGGCUCGAAGCACGGACAGGCAUCCACUAUACCAGGCGCAUAUCAAGCAGUCCCAUCGUCUGCACCACAGCUUACACCUCACUCAAGGGCGACACCAGCGUUGUGUUCGUAACGAAGCCUGGCGAAGUCCACAUCCUGCCACUCAUGGAGGAGUGCAAUACGAUGUCCGAAGUAGUCGCCGGACUUGACCCCGGGCCACCUCCAGGCAGCAAUCCCGCGAAGAUUCGAUGUAUAGAGGCUGUUCCUAGUCUGGGCCUCAUCUUUGCACUCCGCGACGAGGAGGCUGAGAUAUUCGACUUCACGAGCCGAGCGCUCGUGCACUCUUUCCAGAUCGGCCACGUCAAGCCGCACUCCUUCAGGGUCUUGUAUCCUAUGCGACGGACAUGUCAAUGUGGAGCUCCAACAGUGAACUCGCUUGCUGUCGCAUACACAGAGCAAGACACAGACCACAUGAUUAUGCAGAGUUUCUCCCUCGACGACAACACGUCGUCACAAAUAUGUCUCGGAAAACCACUGGACAGGGAGAAGCACGGAUGCCGGGGGCUCGACCAUGCAAAGGAGGCCGUACAUUACGUCGAGCCUGUCGGAGCUUGGGAGGCGACAGAUGCGCUCAGUGUCGUGGGGAUCAGGAGGUGUUUACAGUCACCUACGCCAUCGUCGACGACUUCAGGCACUGAUGAAUCUAGUCAAAGCGUGGAUCCAGUGGCGCUUGCGUCGGCGCUCAAGCAACGAGCUCAAAACCAAGGCAGUCCGAAGGCCACCAAUUCCUUAGGGGGAGUCUUUGCCAAAGGCAGUCGAAGAGGCUUCGUUGGCGACAGUGACACAUGGGAGGCCUGGACACUCUCAAGCACAGGCGACUUUCGCUCACGACCACUCGUUCCGGAUAACCUGGACGGCACCACAGAGGUCCCUUAUGAAGACGAGCUUUUCGUAACAGCUCCUGGGCCAAUGACUAGACUAGGGAAGCGUAGUGUGGUCGUCGGCUUUGGCAACACUGUGAAGGUUAUCACGUUGGGUAAAGAGUCGUUCGAUGGCUUGACAAACCUCCAGAGUAACGCCAUGGAUAUUGGCCUUGGGUCGUACAAGUGGAGGGCCCGCAGAGGCACCGGCAGGAAAGUACAGUGA